CCAGCCAUAUGAGUAUCUAGAGGAGAACGUUGAUUGUUACAUGAUGACGAUUCGCUUUGAACUAAAACAACUGAAAGCAAAAGUCCGAAAUCCCAGACACCCCUAUUCCCCACACUGGAACCCGCCCCAUGGUGAUUGAUUCCAAUCCAAAUCCACAGUUCUGGUUCCAUUGAGCACCCUUGUUCGAGCACAGAGCAGAGCAGCUGUGAGAAAGAACUGGACUAGCACAAUUCUGAAAUGCGUCAAAAUAUGGUUAUUUGAGGGACUCCAUAUAAUUUAUAAUAUUUGCCACGCUAACUAGUAAAGAGACGGGUUCUUUUUUGUACGAGUGAGUGAGCGCUGGCGUGCACUAUAAUAAUUAUUUGGCCAUAUAAGCGUCGCUAACAACUGCUUCGUUUCAUACAAUCAAAUUGAAAUCUGAAAUCGUUGUGUGUAGUUCCGAGUCUUGAUUUCUUCUUUGGUUGUAAAUGUUGUGGUACUAAAACAAAGUCAGUGGUAGAGACGUUGUAGAUUAUAGAUUUAUUCCGCAUAUCAACCAAUUGCAUUGAUUUAAUGUCAUAUGAGGCACCGUUAGAUAAUGGACCUGCAUUUUUAUUCCGAUCUAACGGAUGGGACUGGGCAACACGGAGAUCGAGAAUUCCUGGACCCUGGGUCUUUCAAUGGAUUUGACAAUAAGGUGACCGACAGUGAGAUUGAUUUGACAAGAGACCUGUGUGUCUGUCUGUGUGUUGUGCUCUAUGUAUAACUCACUGACUCUCUCACAUGCACUCAGAAUCCUGUACAAUAACUAUCUUAUAACAGCAUAUAAGGGCUUGGUUGAAUAUGUAGUAUAUCAGGUACAUGUGUAUGGGGACGUGAUGUGAGCUCAGCUGUUAUUGGGAUUGUCCUUUUCACUGUUUUGAUGAAUGGUAAAGUUUGUGUGACCAUUAUAUCUAGGUGUUGGUUAUUAUGGUCUGAUGAGGUACUGUCAUCCCUAUGUAUGAUGCCACAGAUGUUUUAAAGGGAUGCUGACUGUUAUGAUGAUGAUGAUGAUGAUGAGACUUAUUCUCCUAUGUGAUGAUGAUUUGACCCGUGUGUGUGUUUCAGUUCCCUGGAGGCAGUGACAACUACCUGACCAUCAGCGGGGCGGGCCAUCCGUUCCUCUCGUCCUCUGAGGUAGCUACUCAUUCCUUCCUUUCACUUCUCUCUCUUCUAAACUCUCAUUCACUCUCUUUUUCUCUCCCCUAUCCUGUCUCACUCUCUUUACAACACACAAUCUGCAGUUACUCACACACCACUCACAUCCAAUAUAGCAGGUGAGGAAGUCUCAAACUAUAAUAAUAAUAAUAACCUUUUCUCUUCCCACCCUCUUUCCCCUCUUGUCUCUCUUCUCUCCUCCAUUCUCCCCUUCCUCUUUUCUCCAUACCCCCUCUCCUCUCCCCCAUCAUCUCUUCUCCCUCUCGCUCUUCUCUCCCUCCCCCAAUAGACGUUCCACACCCCCAGUCUGGGAGAUGAGGAGUUUGAGAUCCCCCCCAUCUCCCUGGAUCCAGUCCAGGCGCUCACCGUGUCCGAUGUGGUGGCCCACUUCAGAGAGCUGUCGGAUGGAGAGCGCGGUGGCUUGUCCACCGCCGGGAACGUUGUGGUCGGGGGAGACGACCCGUCCUUCGCCUCCACCGUUGUGAAUCCCCACCCGGGGUCUCAGGGGCUGGACCACCACUUGAGUCUGGGGGUCAUCAGUCAGCCUGGUGGAGGAGGAGCUAUUCUGGGGUCUGCUCUGGGCAUGGUGAGGACUGCAAGGGUUGAGGAUGCAUUUGAAAUGGCACCCUAUUCUCUAGAUAGUGCACUAUUUUUGACAAGGGCCCGCAUAUGGAUCUGGUCAAAAGUAGUGCACUAUGUAGGUAAUAGCCUAUUAGGGUGCCAUUUCCGACACAAUUAGUUAUUGACUGAAAUUUGAAAUGAUAUGAAUUGGGCCCUUUUCACACCACAGUCCAUUCUUUGAUAACAAGAUGGUUGCUGCCUGUAAUCAGGCCCGGUCCUGGCCGCUCUGCCGCCCUAGGCGAUGAAAGUUGAAAAGAUGUCUUGAGUAGAGUACAUUAGAGUAAAGUAGUGUACAGUACAGUACACGAUGCUGAACUGUACUCUACUGUGCUGUACUGUUGUAAUCUACUGAACUAUACUCUUAAUUUUCUUUACUGUACUGUAAUGUACUCUUCUCUACUGUGCUGUACUGUCCAAACUUGUGAAACAUAGACGUCUAUGUUUGGGCCAAAUCAAGGCCGGUCCAGACCAGACCAAAUUUGAACUAAACAAAGACUUCUAUGAUUGGUUCAGAUUUGAUCCGGUCCAUGGAUGUUGAAAUCAAGUCCAGACUGCACCAAAUCAAUACAACAAAAAGACGUCCGGACAGGACCAAAAAAAUACGUCCAAAAGACGUCCGCAUCGGUCCAUGCUUACAGGGGUGCAGUGGAGGUUGGUGGGAGUAGGGCUGUGGCGGUCAUGAAAUUUAGUCAGCCAGUGAUUGUCAAGCAAAUAACUGUUGGUCUCACGGUAAUUGACCGUUAAUUAACAUAAACACAUUUAGCAUCUCCUGGCUUCCACACAUAGCCUACAAGCCACUGAUGCUGACCUUUGGAACAUCUACAUUUUACAAGUAUAAUAAAUCAAUGUAAUAUAGCCUCCACCUUCACAAUAAAUCCAUUAUUUCUUUUAGACAGGUCUAAAGAAGCAUGAUAUGAAGAAAAUGUAGUCUAUUUCAGAAGAAAAUAAUAGCAUACUCUGAGUUGUCCUUAUGUUAGGUCCUGCUGUGGCGAUGCCAAAUGGCUGUGGGCUACACUAGUUCAUUUAGCAGACAAGAUUUGCUUAGAAUUACAUGGCAUUAUUUUAUACUAUUUUAUAGUAUGAAGAAUACAAUUGAACAAAGCUGAAUCAAAUAGAAAGGAUAUUUUCUCCAAACGAUUUGAGGCAGUGCGCACAUGCGGCUAUUCUGUGUUGAGCGGUUAACAAAGAAAUAGGUAUUCCUAUAUGCUUAAUUUAGAGAUAUUAAUGUAACUUUAGUUGUACUACAAACGUUGGACUAUAUGUUUAGAUUUGUAAUACAUUGUAAGGCUGCAUGAUGAGACUCUAAUGAUGAUUUGAAAGGCUUCAGCUCUGCUUCAAUAGUCUCUCAUUCACAAUUUGACAAGCACUUGAUAAUGCCUCGAAUUUCACGGCGGCAUCCCCUUUGUGGCCGUAAUGCACCCUAAAAUAAUUGAUGCCUUUUGCGGCCCGGAGUGCAGCGUUGUGCCCUUCUCCCUGAGUGUGCUGCACAAUCCCUGAGUGCUGCGCAAUCCGAAGCGCCUCUCACUCACAUGGCUCACCGUCACGUGAUUGGGUCUUUCUCAUAGGCUACAAGUGAAGACAGACACAUCGGGACGCAACUGCGCAUGUCCUUAUCCAAUUCUGAGGUGCAUAUUGAAGAUGUAUGGAAGAACUUUCCACAUUUACUUUCCGUCAGCCAACAAGAUGAGUAGGCCUAACGAACAGCAAAAGCACUAGCCUAUGUCAGUCUACUAUCCCCCAUAGUACAAAGGUCGACCUAUUCUAUUCUGUGCAAUAAAUAAAUAUUCCAAACAUAGUCUGGGACAGUUGUGGGGUGCAAUAGAUCCCAAAUUAAUACAACCACUAGCAUCAAAAAAACAUUUUUUAAGCAAUGUGGCUGACGCAACAGAUCAGAAUGUUUAGCUUAAAAUGUUGAUAAACUAUUAGGCUAUUUCUUCACAUUAUAAGUGCUGUUGUUGGAGGUGCGUCUUGGUCAGUUUAGCUGGGAAAAUGCCACCCUCGUCAAUCUGCCACUGUAGGCGACUGCAUAGUCCUGCCUAAUGGGCGGGCCGGUUCUGCCUGUAAUACACAUCUUUGGCUUUUUCCAGGAUCUGGGCCACCCCAUUGGCUCCCAGUUCAGCAGCUCCUCCCCCAUGACCAUAGACGUCCCGCUGAGUGACAUGGGCCAUGGCCUGUUGGGCCACAACCAGCUGACCACCAUCGACCAAUCGGAGCUCAGCACCCAGCUGGGGCUCAGUCUAGGGGGCGGGGCCAUCCUGGCGAGGUCGCAGUCACCUGACCAACCGCUGUCGGCCGCUGCUUCGCCCGCCGGCUCGCUACAGGACGACGACAUGGACGACUUCAGACGGGUCAGUCCUAUCGGUCGGUCUGUCUAUUAGUCAGUCUGUCUGUCUAUUGGUUAGUCUGUCUGUCUAUUGGUUUGUCUGUCUGCCUCAGUCUCCUCAUUGAUUACAGUCACACACAAAUUUGUAUACAAACUUCACUUUAUAUGAAACUGAUGUCCUUGUUUUAGCUAUCCCUCCCUCCCUCCCUCUCUCUCCCAUCCUACCCCUCUGUCUCUUCCAUUCUAACUCAGCAGAGUGUGUUGGUGGAGUCCCCUAUCUCUCUCUGCGUCAUCUCCCUCAAGCCCCCUGUCUCCGACUCCCCCAUUCCUUCCUUCGCUCCAUCCUCCAGCACCCCUCCUACCCUCGUACGAAGAGGGGGAGCGGCCGGAGGAGGGAAGAAAGGAAAGAAGAAGAAAGAGCCUAAGGAGAAGCCAGUGUCGGCCUAUGCUCUGUUCUUCAGGGACACACAGGCAGCCAUUAAGGGCCAGAACCCCAAAGCCACCUUCGGAGAGGUGUCCAAGAUAGUCGCCUCCAUGUGGGAUAGCCUGGGGGAGGAGCAGAAACAGGUACACACACACUUUCACAUGUGCAAACGCACAUGUUCACAAUCACAUUCACUACACAAGAACGUGUAAGCACACUCACUGCACAAGCACACAUGUAGAUAUCAAUAAUUUAAUGGUAUCGGGUUCAUACCUUCUCUCAUGAUAUACCUGUAUGUGUAUUCCUCUCAGGUGUACAAGAGGAAGACUGAAGCAGCUAAGAAGGAGUAUCUCAAGGCUCUGGCAGCCUACAGAGAUAAUCAGCUUUCUCAGGUGAGACAAGACGAGUAUUACUUGAGAACACUAUUCAGUUAUGUGUGUGAGUAGGUUUAUUAUGAUGGCCAACCUUUGUCAAUGUGUAAACUAAAUCUCCUCUUUUCUCUCUCCUCUCUCUUGCAAACUCUCUACCUUUCUCCUCCUCUUCUCUCUCCCAGCCGACCAUCGAGGUUCUGGACACUGCCCCGUCGCCUCCCUCUCCUCCUCCUGUCGCCCCACUCCCCAACCCUGAUCCCCGUUCCACCCGUUCCUCCGCCCCCCACCUGGCCCCUGAAGAGAACACCAUCACCAACAUCUGCACCUCCAACAUCAUCCUAGCAGGUGUUGACCUCCCUCAGGUCACCACCCGCUCCCGUACAGGGGCGCACAAACCCCCCGCUCCUAUGCCUGCCCUGGCCCCAAGCCCCCCCACCGUCACUAAAAUCAUCAUCAAGCAACAGACGUCGCCAUCAGGGGUAAUGGUGGUGUCAGGUAGUACGGUAUUGUCGGCUCGGCAGCCGCCACCACUCCAACAGAUGCAGAACACCCCUCCUCCGCCCCGCCUCCAGCAGAUGGGACAUGCCCAGGCCCCACCGCCACUGCAGGCCAAACCAAGAGGCGGGGGUGCCAUGGCACCACCCCCUCUGCAGAUCAAGAUCGUCCCUCCCGCCUCAGAUUUGGACUCUCCCGAUAUCGUGACGGUGGCAGGGGGGUUAGCCGCGUUGGGUGGGGCCACUCCGACCUCGGGGGAGGUGGUACAGUCCACUGCCAUAGUAACUGCCUGUUCGACAGAGGCCGAGGACAGGGCAGAAGGAGAGGAAGGGGUAAGAGAAGUAUAGAAUAGAAAAACUUUAGCAUGUGUUCAUAAUUGAGGGCCAGGAGUUUUCCCUAUGUUUCUCGGGAAACUCAGGGCCGUGGUCAUCUAAUGAUUGGUAUCCUUCACACUACUGUAUGUCAACCACUCAGUCUUUCUCUCUCCCCUACCUCUCUCCCUCCCUCCCUUCCCAGAUGCAGGUGGAGUUGAAUGUGUCUCCAGGGCCAGAUGUGACCCAGACCUGCAGUCCUAACCUGUGUGUCCGAGUCGGCUGCACCAACCCAGCUGUAGAGAACAAGGACUGGGACAGGGAGUACUGCAGCAACGAGUGUGUGGCCACACACUGCAGGUAUGGACGGAUAGAUGGUUGGACACACAGGCUGUGUUUAGGCAGCCCAAUUGAGCUUUUUUUCACUAAUUGGUCUUUUGAUCAAUCAGAUCAGUGCUGAAAAAAAUCUGAUGUGAAAAGAUUUGAUGAUUGGUCAAAAUACCAAUUAAUGGAAAAAAUAUCAGAAUUGGGCUGCCUGUCUAAAUGCAGCCAUACAGACACACAUACACACUGACAUUACCACAUGAAACACUUAGGAGUCAAGAUAGAUCAUGUUCUUCCCAAACAAUGGAAAAUGUUUGCCUGACGACUCAAACGGAUUUCUUCUGCUGCUCUAUCGUUCGCUACAUACUUCAGGUCUGAGUCUGCCAUCAUUGAAGUUGUUUGUGGUGACGUCAAAAUGAGGGGUGUUCUACAAAACAAAGUCAUCAGCGAUUUUAUAAUCUCUAACCAAUCAGAGUAUCAAAGCCAAUUACUAAUUUUCAAAACGCUGCUACACCCAAGGGCGUUCUGGCUAUGGCCCAAACCAUCGGUUUCUGGGACCAAUCAGACGGUCUAGAAUGGAUUUCCAUUCUAGAAAUCGUCGGGGAAGUACUCAGAUCCAGACUCAUUGUGGAGAAGAAACUAAUGUUCGUGGGUGUGGCGUAGCGUUUGGCCGGAGCAAGGAGUUUGGGUAGCCAGGAAAGGAAAAUGUCGCUAAAGCAACAUUUCUGCUCCAAUUGUGAUUUUAUUUUUGUAUUAUUGAUUAGUUGAUUGAUUUUUUUUCUAUUGAUUGUCUCUAUAGGGAUGUAUUCAUGGCCUGGUGUGCGAUCAGAGGGCAGAACUCCACUGUCACGUAAGGAAUGGACAGAAGAGAGGAGUGAUAGCUGGACAAAGACUUCAAAGAGGAGAGAAGAGUGAUAUAUGAACAUGAUAGGGAUUAGGCAGGACUAAUGAGAAAUUAGAGUGGAGUGAAGAAUGGAGAAGAGAAGAAAGGGACUUGGCUUUUUUCCACAACCAGACUUUGUCCUUAUAGAAUAAUCAAGCAGAAGACCAAAACUCCUGUGAUGAUAAAUUAUGUAAAUAAUUUAAAUAAUAAGAUAAUUUUAUAUUAAAUGUUUUUAAUCAUUUUAAAAUGUUGGGGAAAUGUAAUGUAAUGCUACAGGUACCACUGGUAUGUCUCUUGCAUUUCAUAGCUAGAGCCAUAGAGUUGGACAAAGGGCACAUAUUUGCAAAUGGUGCUAUCCAUGCAAAAAUAGACUUUGUGUUAAUCUAUCCAA
Molecule: messenger RNA, 7319 nt
Organism: Coregonus sp. 'balchen'
Lineage: Eukaryota; Metazoa; Chordata; Actinopteri; Salmoniformes; Salmonidae
Source: the annotation of a GenBank genome assembly